AAUGUAUCUCGGUCCACCUCGGCCAGGCUGGUUGCCAGAUGGGCAACGCCUGCUGGGAGCUCUACUGCCUCGAGCACGGCAUCCAGCCCGACGGCCAGAUGCCCUCUGACAAAACCAUCGGAGGCGGCGACGACAGCUUCAACACCUUCUUCGCAGAGACCGGCGCCGGCAAGCAUGUGCCACGAGCCGUGUUUGUCGACCUGGAGCCCAGCGUGGUCGAUGAGGUGCGCACGGGCACCUACCGCCAGCUCUUCCACCCUGAGCAGCUCAUCACCGGAAAGGAGGACGCGGCUAACAACUACGCCCGCGGCCACUACACCAUCGGCAAGGAGAUUGUCGACAUCGUGCUGGACAGGAUCAGGAAGCUGGCCGACCAGUGCACAGGUCUGCAGGGUUUCCUGAUCUUCCACUCGUUCGGCGGCGGCACCGGCUCCGGCUUCACCUCGCUGCUGAUGGAGCGUCUCAGCGUCGACUACGGCAAGAAGUCGAAGCUGGAGUUCGCCAUCUACCCGGCUCCGCAGGUGGCCACGGCAGUGGUGGAGCCGUACAACUCCAUCCUGACUACCCACACCACCCUGGAGCACUCGGACUGCGCCUUCAUGGUCGACAACGAGGCCAUCUACGACAUCUGCCGCCGCAACCUGGACAUCGAGCGCCCGACGUACACCAAUCUGAACCGCCUGAUCGGCCAGAUCGUCUCCUCCAUCACGGCCUCGCUGCGCUUCGACGGCGCCCUGAACGUGGACCUGACCGAGUUCCAGACGAACCUGGUGCCGUACCCGCGCAUCCACUUCCCUCUUGCCACGUAUGCUCCGGUCAUCUCCGCCGAGAAGGCCUACCACGAGCAGCUCUCAGUCGCUGAGAUCACCAACGCCUGCUUCGAGCCGGCCAACCAGAUGGUCAAGUGCGACCCGCGCCACGGCAAGUACAUGGCCUGCUGCAUGCUGUACCGCGGUGAUGUCGUGCCCAAGGACGUCAACGCCGCCAUCGCGGCCAUCAAGACCAAGAGGACCAUCCAGUUCGUCGACUGGUGUCCGACCGGCUUCAAGGUCGGCAUCAACUACCAGCCACCGACCGUGGUGCCCGGCGGCGACCUGGCCAAGGUGCAGCGUGCCGUCUGCAUGCUGUCCAACACCACCGCCAUCGCCGAGGCCUGGGCGCGCCUGGACCACAAGUUCGACCUGAUGUACGCCAAGCGCGCCUUCGUGCACUGGUACGUCGGCGAGGGCAUGGAGGAGGGCGAGUUCUCCGAGGCGCGCGAGGAUCUGGCCGCGCUGGAGAAGGAUUACGAGGAGGUUGGAGUCGACUCCGUGGAGGGCGAGGGAGAGGAUGAGGAGUACUAGUCAGCUCGUGACUCUACCAGGAACAGCCUGGUGAGACCACCAGUAUCUGGUGUCCAGCCCAAGUGACGAUCCACAUGACGACGAAAGAACAUG
Amphibalanus amphitrite is the source of this 1436-nucleotide messenger RNA. Its product is annotated as tubulin alpha-2/alpha-4 chain-like. The record is from RefSeq and is a predicted model, not a curated record. Lineage: Eukaryota; Metazoa; Arthropoda; Thecostraca; Balanomorpha; Balanidae. Bases 39 to 1343 code for a protein of 434 amino acids. Gene Ontology annotation, biological process: mitotic cell cycle; microtubule cytoskeleton organization. Gene Ontology annotation, molecular function: structural constituent of cytoskeleton; GTP binding. The transcript has 3 exons. Gene Ontology annotation, cellular component: cytoplasm; microtubule.